Messenger RNA from Melanaphis sacchari, 1233 nucleotides. RefSeq lists its product as uncharacterized. Lineage: Eukaryota; Metazoa; Arthropoda; Insecta; Hemiptera; Aphididae. The record is from RefSeq and is a predicted model, not a curated record. Gene Ontology annotation, molecular function: protein dimerization activity. Bases 1 to 1233 code for a protein of 410 amino acids. The transcript has 4 exons.
AUGGAACUUAUCUCUGAGUUUGAUCCAUUUCUUGCUAAACACAUUGGAAAAUUUGGCCAGUGCGAUGGUCACACGAAUUAUUUAUCGUCUACCAUAUACGAAGAAAUUAUUCAGUUAAUGGCUGAUAAAAUCAGAAAUGGCGUGCCAAUAGAACGAUUUCUUCAAUUUCUUCCAAACACUGGUCAUAAAGCUAUUAAGUUAUUUGAUUCAGUUACAAAGCUUCUUAAUUCUUACGAAAUAGAAAUAGAAAAUUGCCGAGGUCAGUCCUAUGACAAUGCCCGAAACAUGUCAGGAAUAUAUUCAGGACUACAGGCAAGGAUUAAAGAGUUAAAUCCUUUAAUUGAAUAUGUACCUUGUUCCGCCCACUCGCUGAAUUUAGUAGGAUCUUGUGCAGCUGAUAGUUAUGGUCAUGAUGAUGCAUGUAAAAGUCUGAAUAGUUCUUGGAAUGAAAUACGUAAUGCACUGAUAUCAAUAACAAACAAUUUAACAGAAAAGGCAACCACGAUAAAUGAAGCUCGUAGUAUACUUAACAAACUGGAUAGCUUGGAAACGGCGUUUAUGACAGUGUUAUGGGGUUGCCUUCUUGACCGUUUAAACAAGGCUAAAUAUAAAAAAUCAAGAGAUAGAGUACGAAAAUCUUUCCAUGAUGAAACUUGUAAUCAAGAGCAAGAGUUAGAGGGGAGAGACAAAUUUCGAGUAAAAACAUAUACAGUUAUUUUAGAUUGUUUAACAAAUGAAUUAGAAGAUAGACGAGCAGCGUAUUUCCUUUUUAAUUCGCGUUUUUCUUUUCUUGGAAAAUUAAGAGAGUAUAGUGUGGAUGAAAUUAUAGAAUUUGCAAAAAAUUUACAAAAUGUUUAUAAGGAAGAUCUUGAAGAGGAUUUUCUAAAUGAAUGUAUUCAUCUUCAAGCCCACCUUAAAAACAAAGAAAAGAUGUCAAUCCUUCAAUUGUGUAAAUGGCUUAAUGAAUAUGGGUUUUACGAAAUGUAUCCAAACAUAGAUAUAGCAAUUCGUAUUUUUGUGUGUACACCAGCAGCAAACUGUUCAACAGGGCGUUCAUUUUCAUGCUUAAAACGAAUAAAAACGUACUUGCGUUCACAAAUAAAACAAGAAAGAUUUAACAGCAUGGCAAUUCUAACAAUUGAGUCAAGUCUUCUUGUUUCAUUACCAUAUAAAGAUAUUAUAAAAUCGUUUACAAAUAAAACGGCAAGACGUCAACUUUUAAAGUUAAAAUAG